Molecule: messenger RNA, 1856 nt
Organism: Neopsephotus bourkii (Bourke's parrot)
Lineage: Eukaryota; Metazoa; Chordata; Aves; Psittaciformes; Psittacidae
Gene: RAB5C
Product: RAB5C, member RAS oncogene family
Exons: 6
Coding region: 179-829 (216 amino acids)
Molecular function (GO): GTPase activity; GTP binding
Source: RefSeq, a predicted model, not a curated record
GGAAGGGGUGGGCGGAUCCGGAAGCGGAACGGUUAAAGGCGGAAGUGAGGGCCGGGGCCUGCGAGACUCACCUGCGGCGGGGAGCGGCGCUCCGGGCGUUGCAGCCUGCCUCCAGGUGGAUCCCAGCACAGAACCUGCAGCAUCCCUUAACUCUCGGCACUCCUGCGCUUCGGCCACCAUGGCAGGGCGAGGUGGAGCUGCUCGACCGAAUGGCCCAGCAGCAGGGAACAAAAUCUGCCAGUUCAAGCUUGUGCUGCUGGGGGAGUCGGCGGUGGGGAAGUCCAGCCUCGUCCUGCGCUUCGUCAAGGGGCAGUUCCACGAGUACCAGGAGAGCACAAUCGGAGCUGCCUUCCUAACACAGACGGUCUGCUUGGAUGACACAACGGUGAAGUUUGAAAUCUGGGAUACAGCAGGACAGGAGCGGUACCACAGCCUGGCACCCAUGUACUACCGGGGGGCCCAGGCAGCCAUCGUUGUCUACGACAUCACUAACACAGACACAUUUGUACGAGCCAAGAACUGGGUGAAAGAGUUGCAGAGACAGGCUAGCCCAAAUAUUGUAAUUGCACUAGCAGGAAACAAGGCAGACCUUGCUACCAAGAGAGCUGUGGACUUCCAGGAUGCACAGACAUACGCAGAUGACAACAGCUUGCUGUUCAUGGAGACAUCUGCGAAGACAGCGAUGAAUGUGAAUGAAAUCUUCAUGGCAAUAGCCAAGAAACUGCCAAAAACCGAACCCCAGACGGCGGCGGGCGGCGCGGGCCGGAACCGGGUGGUUGACCUCCAGGAGAGCAGUCAGCCCAGCAGGAGCCAGUGCUGCAGCAACUGAGCAGGCGGCCCCGCUGCCGGAGCCCUGGAAUGACGUGACUGGAAUCCACGCUAACAAUCGCACUUAACCGUAGAGCGGCUGCUGCCCGGGGCUGCUGUGAUUUCUCCAUCCCUUUCUGAUCAUAGGCUGGAGGGAGUUCCUCCACCUGCACCUUUCUGUACAAAUACUAAUUCAAUUCUAAGUCUUAAGUCACUUUUUUAAUAUAUGAACUUCUGCUCUUCCCUCUUCCUGGUGGUGGUGGAUGCACGACCUGGUGCCUGCCCAGCCUUCCUGCAGGGGAGGCCCAUGGCACCCAGGUCCCACUGUACUGUAGUUCACUAUUGGAAACAAAGGGAUAUUGAGACUAGACAGCCUUGUUUCAGCUCAUGUGUAUGUAAAAGCUGAGGCUAAUCCCGGUAUGAUAUGCCUAGAACAACCACUAAACUGUAGCAUUAGAGUGACAAACUCUGGCUCUUCAGCCACUUAUUGACCAAAUCCACGAUGAGUAUUCUGGGGUGGGGCAGAGGGAAGCGAAACUGGUUUCUUCUGUAUUUUGUAUUGUAUGUUUCUUCAUGUAACCAGUCAGUAUCUUGUUAAUAUAGUACAUCCAACGAGCUGCCUGUUGUCUUUCUUUGUGUUGGACUCCAGCAUGCCAACUCCUCUUUUCUAUCUCCGGUUCUGUCACAAUGCACUAAUUCUGUUGCAACUUGUGCAAAAGAAACGAAAGUCUUGUAUAGAAAAUUGUCCUUUUUUUGAUGGUUGUGAUGCCACUGAUGUUGUUAACCCUGCUCUGAAUCCACAGGGGUGACGGCUGUACAGAGGUGGGGUGGGAAGCCUCGGAUAGUGAUGUAUUGCGAAAGGCUGUAAUUCCACACAGUAUGAAGGGAGGUAUUAAAAUGGCUUCUGUUGCCAGACUCUAACUGAUGUUGGCUGCUGCCUAGUGCCUAAUGCAAUGUCUUAUGCACACUGGUAUUUAAGAGGAACUGUCGACUUAGUCUUCAUCACAAUCUUCAGUUUUGUGUGAUUAAACCAAGAUUUUUAUAAACCU